CUCUCUCUCUCUCGCUACAUAAAUAGCCAAAACAAACCAUAUCACACGAAAUUUCUCCCUCUCUACGUGCAUCCAAAAUGGCAGUGGAUCCGAUCCAAACACCACCACCGCCACCUCCAAGAUCCAAUGCCUAUCUCUUCUCGGACCCACUAGAUUCCCACCCGUUAUGGUUCAAACCGGACCUUUUCCUCUCUCCAAAUUUUGACUCCGACUCUUACAUUUCGGAGCUCCGAACUUUUGUCCCCUUCGACACUCUCCGAUCGGAACUCCAAGCACACUUAACUUCCCUAAACCACGAAUUAAUCGAUUUAAUCAACCGUGAUUACGCGGAUUUUGUUAAUUUAAGUACCAAACUUGUUGAUGUGGACUCUGCUGUCGUUCGGAUGCGGGCUCCGUUAUUGGAGCUCCGAGAGAAGAUUGAAGGGUUUAGAGGGAGUGUGGAGUCGUCUCUUGUGGCUUUGAAGAACGGAUUGGAGCAGAGAUCGGAGGCGGCGGCCACUAGAGAGGUUUUGGAGUUGCUGUUGGAUACGUUUCAUGUUGUUUCUAAGGUUGAGAAAUUGAUAAAGGAGCUACCUAGUGUUCCUGCUGAUUGGUCGAAUGGAGAUGUGAAUUUGGCGGAAAAGAAUGUUGUGAGCAAUGGCAGCAUUGAGAAUGUCACGAAUGUGAGAGAGACUCAAAGCAUGCUUUUGGAGAGAAUUGCCAGCGAGAUGAAUCGACUUAAGUUCUACAUUGCUCAUGCACAGAACCUCCCUUUCAUUCAGAACAUGGAGAAGAGGAUUCAAAGUGCGAGCCUAUUGUUGGACGCAAGUUUGGGACAUUGUUUUGUAGAUGGGCUGGAGCACCGGGAUGAAAGUGUAAUCUAUAAUUGUUUACGUGCAUAUGCUGCUAUUGAUAACACUAGCAGCGCAGAAGAAAUCUUCCGCACGACUGUUGUGGCUCCAUUAGUACAGAAGAUCAUUCCACAUGGACCAUCAGGAGUGGCUGUUGGGGCAUCUGGAGAUGGACUUGAAAAUGAUUAUCAAGAAAUCAAGACAUGUAUCAACAAGGACUGUAAAUUCCUUUUGGAAAUAUCUUCUGCAGAAAAUUCGGGGUUGCAUGUUUUUGACUUCUUGGCUAAUUCAAUUCUGAAAGAGGUUCUCUCUGCAAUUCAAAAGGGAAAACCGGGUGCUUUUUCCCCUGGAAGACCAACUGAAUUCUUGAUAAAUUACAAAUCAAGUCUAGACUUCUUGGCUCAUCUUGAAGGCUAUUGUCCAUCCAGAUCUUCUGUUACUAAAUUUCGAGCUGAAGCCAUCUACAAUGAGUUCAUGAAGCAAUGGAAUGUUGGGGUUUAUUUCUCUUUGAGGUUCCAGGAAAUAGCUGGUGCUCUGGAAUCUGCACUUGCAGCAACCAGUCUUAUUCCAGUUCACAAUUCACAUUCUGGCCAUUGGAAUUCCCAAGAUUUAACAUUAAAACAAAGUAUCACUCUUUUGGAGAGCCUGAGAUCUUGCUGGAGAGAAGAUGUUCUCAUUUUCUCAUGUGCUGACAAGUUUCUUCGCUUAACAUUGCAGCUUCUUUCAAGAUUCUCAAAUUGGUUGUCUUCUGGUCUGGAUGCUCGUAAGACGGGUAAUACCAGCUCCAACUCUGGAUAUGAAUGGGCAGCUUCAGCUGUUCCCAGUGAUUUUCUCUAUAUUAUUCAUGAUAUAAAUUGUCUGGUCACAGAGGUUUGUGGAGGUUACCUUGAUGAUGUACUUCAGCUUCUAUCUUCAUGUUCCAUCGACAUACUUGAUCUAGUAAAACAAAGCAUUUUACAAGGUGGGAAGUCAUUAAAUGGUUUGACACCUCUAGUUAUCAAUGCAAUCACAGAGUCACUGGUUGAUGAGGCUGUUAAGGGCUUGAAAGAUGUGAAGGCAAUUGCUACGACUUUCAGGAUGACUAAUAAGCCUAUUCCUACCAGACAUUCACUCUACGUAUCAGGAUUGUUAACUCCGUUAAAGAAGGAUUUUCUGGAUACUGAGAAACAUAGCCCAUAUUUGACUAAGGAGACUAUGAAUGAGUUACGGCAUGGUGCUGCUACUGCAAUUACUGGUCGUUAUUAUGACAUGGUUGCUGAAAUCGUCAGUGUGGCUAGGAAGACAGAAUCUUCACUCCAGAGAUUAAAGAAGGGUGCCCAAAGACGAACUGGAGUAAGCUCAGAUGUCUCAGACCCCACUGUAUCUGAUACUGACAAGCUAUGUAUGCAAUAUUUCCUUGAUAUUCAGGAGUAUGGACGCAACCUCUCCACCCUCGGGGUUGAUGCAAAAGAAAUUCCAGCUUAUCAAUCCUUGUGGCAAUGUGUCGCUCCUCUAGAUAGACAAAAUGUGAUAAAUUUGUGAGAGUUGGCAUUGCUUGCUAGCAGUCUCUCACCCCUACUUUCAUUUAUCAGUUCAAUAUACAAAUAUAUUCUGUAAAUUGAGUUCAGAGUGAAGUGCAUUUUGUUUUUUGGUUUUACUCCAUAAAAAUAUCCUAGGCUCUCGGACAUUCAUUGCUAGGUUUUUUAUCCCCUUCUUUUUUUGAGAUAAUUUUGUACUAGCAACUUUGAUUUCUUACGUAGUGUUUAAUGAUGCAAUUCUAAUAUCAUGGUUAAUUCUCUUCA
Molecule: messenger RNA, 2611 nt
Organism: Populus trichocarpa (black cottonwood)
Lineage: Eukaryota; Viridiplantae; Streptophyta; Magnoliopsida; Malpighiales; Salicaceae
Product: conserved oligomeric Golgi complex subunit 2
Exons: 12
Coding region: 78-2351 (757 amino acids)
Biological process (GO): intra-Golgi vesicle-mediated transport; Golgi organization; protein transport
Cellular component (GO): COG complex; membrane
Source: RefSeq, a predicted model, not a curated record